This is a messenger RNA of Sardina pilchardus (European sardine), 2413 nucleotides long. It is a transcript of the gene tob1a, whose product is annotated as transducer of ERBB2, 1a. Gene Ontology annotation, molecular function: transcription corepressor activity. Gene Ontology annotation, cellular component: cytoplasm; nucleus. NCBI's taxonomy places the organism in Eukaryota, Metazoa, Chordata, Actinopteri, Clupeiformes, Clupeidae. The record is from RefSeq and is a predicted model, not a curated record. Gene Ontology annotation, biological process: regulation of gene expression. The transcript has 2 exons. The coding region runs from base 468 to 1505 and encodes 345 amino acids.
UGGUACAGACUGAAGUUGUAAAAACAGCCAGGUGUAGAGAAGCAAGACCUUGCCUGUCGAAAGGUGAAAACGAAAAACUGCUUAAAAUAAGAAACUGAAGCAAGAUAAUAUAGCUAUAGACAGCUACACAUACUGGAACAUUUUUUUAUGAUACAUGUGAAGAAAAUAUUUAUAUCCACUCUCCUAUUUGCACUAACGGUACUUCAGAACUACUGAGAAUCUUUUUUUUUAUCGUGAAAGGCCAGAAUCACUCAUCUGUGAAACGAAGACAUUUCCUCUGCAAUCAGCACUUUGUUUUGAAAUUUUGCAAAGUUUUUGUUUCCCUUUUUGUUACGCUGCCAGCUUUCAGGAGACCGCGCAACCUUGGGAGGCUUUGACAAUACUGCUGACGUGCCAACCUCAAAAUCAACGGAAGUACUUUUUUUUCCAAGGAAAAGAAUAAUUUACACUUGGGCAAUUCAGCAGCUAUGCAGCUUGAAAUCCAAGUAGCACUCAAUUUUAUAAUUUCUUAUCUGUACAACAAGCUGCCAAGACGACGCGUAAACAUCUUCGGCGAGGAGCUCGAACGUCAGUUGAAGCAGAAGUACGAGGGACACUGGUAUCCAGACAAGCCAUACAAAGGGUCCGGCUUCCGAUGCAUACACGUCGGGGAGAAGGUGGACCCUGUGGUGGAGCAAGCUGCCAAAGAGAGCGGGUUGGACAUUGAGGACGUCCGCAACAACCUGCCUCAGGACCUCAGUGUGUGGAUCGACCCCUUCGAGGUGUCCUAUCAGAUCGGGGAGAAGGGGCCCGUCAAGGUGCUCUACGUGGACGAUAGCAAUGACAACGGCCUCGAGCUGGACAAGGAGAUCAAGAACAGUUUCAACCCCGAGGCCCAGGUCUUCAUGCCCAUCAGCGAGCCUCCAUCUGGGGCCUCCCCCACAUCCAGCUCCCCCUCCCCUCCCUUCGGCCAGUCGGCCUCGGUCAGCCCCACCUUCAUGCCACGCUCCACGCAGCCUUUAACCUUCACCACUGCCACCUUUGCCGCCACCAAGUUCGGCUCCACCAAAAUGAAGAGCAGCGGCCGCAACAACAACAACAACGGCAGCGGCGGCGGCGGCAGCGGUGCCGGCGGUAGCGGGAAGGUGGCCCGCACCUCCCCCACCAACCUGGGCCUGAAUGUGAACAGCCUGCUGAAGCAGAAAGCCAUCUCCACGUCCAUGCACUCACUCUACGGCCUCGGCCUGGGCGCGCCGCAGCCCCCGCAGCAGCUCCCCAAGCCCUCCGCCCUCUCCCCCAACGCCAAGGAGUUUGUGUUCCCCAGCCUGCAGGGCCAGGGCAGCCCGGGCUCCGUGUUCCCCGGGGACGGCCCGCUCGGCCUGGGUCCUCUCCCGUACAGCAAUGCCUUUGACGUUUUCGCGGCCUACGGUGGCCUCAACGAGAAGUCCCUCAUGGAUGGCUUGAAUUUCAGCUUGAACAACAUGCAGUAUUCUAACCAGCAAUUCCAGCCAGUUAUGGCCAACUAGGAAAAUAAAAAUGGGAAAAAAAAAAAUUGUGAACGACCAGAGAUGUGAGUUGGAAAACGCACAUUUGGGGAAGAAAAAAAAAAAGAGAAACAAAAAUGUGGAAAAAUGGAUAAAGCUACAUGUCAACUGUAAAGUCCCAGUAUACCAGUCCAAGCGCAUGAGCCCAAGGGUGAUGUACUAUUUGCCCCCUUGAGUUUAUUUUCUGUUUUUGUUAUUUUUAUUUUUUUUUUUACGAUGAAAAAGCUUGUAGUACAUGUUCAAGCUUGGUUACCUAAACUCAAACUCAAUACAUUUUUAUUUCUUUCUUUUGCCAACCAAGCACAAAAUUAUUUUUAUGGACUGUUUUACGGUAUCUAUAAAGAAGAAAAAAAAAACACUUGUCAUGGCCUCUUACAGUAUAAGACAUAGCUGGACAGCCAAUUUUUUUGUCAAAGGAUUGGCAUCAAUAAGUGGGAUUUCCUGGUCUUUUUUCUAAUUGUAUAAUUUAAUUUAGUACAGAGUUUGUAAAAUAUCAGAGUAUAUAUAUUGUUUCUACGACAUGGUAUUGCAUUUAUAUCUUUUUACUACUCCAGUGAUCUGUGACGGCUGCCUCAGCUUUACGUUCUCUCUUUUUUUAUUGAAAUUGUAAAAUGAAUCCAUCUUUAAAAACAUCGAAGAUUGUGUACAGAAUAUUCCGUAGUGGUGAAAAAUUUAAGAAUAUUUGCUUUUUUUGAAAAAAAGAAGAAAACAUAAGAGUUGUAUUUUCUGUUUAAGAGUUUAAAGAUUUUUGCUAUAUUAUGGACAAAAUGUAAUCGUAUAUUAAUUUUGUACCUACAUUGUGCAAUACUUGAUAAAAAAAAAAAAAACAGUAUAACAAAGUAUUUGGAGUCAGUGUCUUACAUGUUGAGAGGGACUGAUAGUUUAUUAAG